Messenger RNA from Schistocerca americana (American grasshopper), 768 nucleotides. RefSeq lists its product as uncharacterized. Gene Ontology annotation, molecular function: nucleic acid binding; zinc ion binding. The transcript is spliced from 2 exons. The coding region runs from base 1 to 768 and encodes 255 amino acids. NCBI's taxonomy places the organism in Eukaryota, Metazoa, Arthropoda, Insecta, Orthoptera, Acrididae. The record is from RefSeq and is a predicted model, not a curated record.
AUGUCAGUGAAAGAGGCCCUAUGUAUUGUGUCGAAAGUGUUCGAAGGGAACAAGAAGGAUUUAAGAGAAUUUAUCGAAAAUGUAGAUGCAGCUUUUGAAUUAGUAAAGCCUGAGGAACACGAAAUGUUAUUGAAGUUCGUGAAAGCAAAGAUAACCGGUGAGGCCAGGUCGAGAUUGCAGGUGCGUGAACGCACAGGUACGUGGCAAGAGGUGAAACACGUUUUAGAAGAAAAUUAUGCCAGUAAGCGUACUAUAGACUACUACGCAUGUAAAAUUUUCCAAGCCAGACAGGGACAAGGGGAACCGAUAGCAAUGUGGGCAAGCAGAAUUGAUGAAAUGCAGGGAGACUUUCGCGAAGCGGUAAACAGAGUUACGGCCAGAGAAAACUUGAAAGGUGCAAUAGAACUAGUUGACUCCUUAGGAAGAGCGUGUUUUAUACAGGGUUUAAGUAAUGACAGAAUACAAACAAUAGUGAGAAGUAGAGGCGAUGAAAUCACGUUGGCAGCAGCAGUGGAGUUGGCACUGCAGGAGGAGAGUGCGAUAUUGUCCAUGAGAGAGCGGGGACUAGCCCCGAGGAUAACGUAUACUCGAAAUAAGGAAGCUGUAAAAAACAUGAGAGAAAGUAAAGAGUUGAGAUGUUUCAAUUGUGGGCUGAGAGGUCACAUAGCGAGCAAGUGUAGGAAAAGCAGGCCAGAGCAUAGAGUACGAGCCAUGACAGGGUGGCAGCAGGAGAAAGGAGGUGGCACGGAGGUCGAUGAUCUCGGUUAG